CCCAAACGCUUUCUGUUGAGGAAAGACACAAGGGUAGUUAUGGAAAGUGCGCAAUAUAGUAACUGGUUGUCUCACAUCCAUGUUUGGCUUUGAACACGUCAAAGGAAGGAGUAAAAUUACACAAACACCGGUCUACGUGAGAGGAAAACAAAAACACAACAUGACUGAAAUAUAGAUCUCGAUGUUUCGAUGUUCGGUUCUUUUUAAGCUCGUUUUUCCUUCAUGUAGAUGACACGGAUAUCCUGUACGGGGAGAUAGCCAUCAAUCCAAAGGGGAGGUAACCACCAGUCAACAUGGUGUCCCGGAGUCUGCGGCGUAACGGGACGAACGUGUUGUUGUUUGCGUAUCUGUGCCUGUGGCUGUUUGCGUUGUUCAAUUACAAGAGUCACUGCAUCUUCACCAUGCCCGACACAUUGCUCCGGAUGUCCCAGAUCGGGGGCAGCGACGAGGGCAAGUGUAAAGUCCACUUUGACGAACUAGAGAUUGCCAAAGUGGAUAUCUUUGACGAGCCGGCAGUUGAAGACAUCGUGGCCAGGAAUCCCACUGUGCAGAAAGGUGGGCGGUGGAAGCCGGAGGGAUGCUCGUCCUGGCAGAAGGUUGCCAUCAUCAUCCCGUACCGAGACCGCUGGCAGCACCUGAAGAAGCUGCUGCACCGACUCCACCCAAUGCUGAGGAGGCAACAGAUACACUACCAGGUCUUCGUCAUCGAACAGAGAGGAAGUGACAAGUUCAACCGUGGCAAAUUGAUGAACGUUGGUUUCAUGGAGGCGAUGGCGUAUGACAAGUUUGACUGUUUUGUGCUGCAUGACGUGGAUCUGAUCCCGGAACAUGACAAGAACUACUACAUGUGCGACCAGCAUGCCCGUCAUCUCGCCUCCGCCAUUGAUGAGAUGCGAUACCACGUCAUGUACUACUACUACGCUGGGGGAGUGAUCGCCCUCAACCGGGAGAACUUCAAGAGGAUCAAUGGCUACAGCAACUCCUACUGGGGCUGGGGCAAUGAGGACGAUGACCUUUCAGCAAGGAUCCAGGAAUCAGGGCUGCUGCUCACUCGGCCGCCAGAACACAUCGGCAGAUUCAAGAUGGUCCGUCAUCACAAGGCAUCCCGGGCAGAGAAUGGAAAUCAAAGAUUUUUUGGCUGGCGAGCCCGAUGGCCAAAGGAUGGUCUAAAUGACCCUGUAGGGAUGAACUACACGGUGAUGAAGACGGCGGUGGAGCACCUCUACACCAACAUCACCGUGGACAUUGGCUACCCACCGCCCGAUCUACAGACCAGGUUCGAGUCUGGACCCAAGGAAACAUUACUGUGGUUUUUGAAGUUCUACUACCCCUGAGAAGUAAAUAUGAAGAUACAUCUGUCACUGCAGGUUUUUGAAGUUCUACUACCCCUGAGAAGUAAAUAUGAAGAUACAUCUGUCACUGCAGGUUUUUGAAGUUCUACUAUCCCUGAAGAGUAAAUAUGAAGAUACAUCUGUCACUGCAGUUUUUGAAGUUCUACUACCCCUGAGAAGAUAAUAUGAAGAUACAUCUGUCACUGCAGGUUUUUGAAGUUCUACUUCCCCUGAGAAGUAAAUAUGAAAAUACAUCUGUCACUGCAGGUUUCUGAAGUUCUACUACCCCUGAUAAGUAAAUAUGAAGAUACAUCUGUCACUGCAGGUUUCUGAAGUUCUACUACCCCUGAGAAGUGAAUAUGAAGAUACAUCUGUCACCGCAGGAUUUUGAAGUUCUACUACCCCUGAGAAGUAAAUAUGAAGACACAUCUGUCACUGCAGGUUUUGAAGUUCUACUACCCCUGAGAAGUAAAUAUGAAGAUACAUCUGUCACUGCAGGUUUUUGAAGUUCUACUACCACUGAGAAGUAAAUAUGAAGAUACAUCUGUCACUGCAGGUUUUUGAAGUUCUAUUACCACUGAGAAGUAAAUAUGAAGAUACAUCUGUCACUGCAGGUUUUUGAAGUUCUACUACCACUGAGAAGUAAAUAUGAAGAUACAUCUGUCACUGCAGGUUUUUGAAGUUCUACUACCACUGAGAAGUAAAUAUGAAGAUACAUCUGUCACUGCAGGUUUUUGAAGUUCUACUACCACUGAGAAGUAAAUAUGAAGAUACAUCUGUCACUGCAGGUUUUUGAAGUUCUACUACCACUGAGAAGUAAAUAUGAAGAUACAUCUGUCACUGCAGGUUUUUGAAGUUCUACUACCACUGAGAAGUAAAUAUGAAGAUACAUCUGUCACUGCAGGUUUUUGAAGUUCUACUACCACUGAGAAGUAAAUAUGAAGAUACAUCUGGAGGGUAUCUAGCACCUAGAUGACCCCUAAACGAGGACAGAGAACAGACUGGGAGGGGAUUGGGAGUGGGUGGGAGUGUUUUUUGGGGAGGAGGUGAGGGGGGGAAGCUUCAGGUGACAUGGAAGACUUGAGACUGAUAUCAGUUUUUGUUUCUCUGGGCUGAGAGGAGUUAUUUUGUAGGAGACAUAUCUGAGGGGGUUGAGGAUAAAGAACACAUUGCUGCCAUGUGCAUGUUGUGGAACAGAGUUAGUUUGAACUGCUACCAACAUUCCAGUGUAGAUGUGGUGGAUAUAGAGGGGUUGCAGGUGCGGUGGCAAUCUGAUUGGUUAGAAUGUUACACUAGAUGGCAAUCUGAUUGGUUAGAAUGUAACCCUAGAUGGCAAUCAGAUUGGUUAGAAUCUUACACUAGAUGGCAAUCUGAUUGGUUAGAAUGUAACCCUAGAUGGCAAUCAGAUUGGUUAGAAUCUAACACUAGAUGGCAACCUGAUUGGUUAGAAAUCUAGCCCUUGAAUACUAUUUCAUUGGUUAGAAUCUAACCCUGGAUGGCAAUCUGAUUGGUCAGAAUCUAUCCCUGGAUGGCAAUGCGAUUGGUUAGAACAUAUAUGUGUUUCAGCUUCCCAGAGUUUAGGAGACGCUGACCUUGAUGUUGGAUACAGUUUUUCAGACAACUGUCAUUAAAUUGCUUCUAUAGUGAAUGGCGGUCAGUAUUUUUGUACAAUUGUGGCUAAUAUAUCAUUUAAAGAUAUUUUCAUGCUUCAAAACUGAAAGUCAAGCCAGACCAAUUUCUAUGUCAAUACUUGAAGGUGAAGGAUGCAUGGUGCGACAUGGAGUGCUUCACUUACUGACAUGUCCAUGACCUAGCAUUCACAAUGCUAGAUUGAAUGACUGUUGAUUAUACUAGUGUUACACCGGAACCAUGUAGAACAUGUAGGAGUUCCAUAUGAGCUCAAAAUCACAAACAAGAAGAAAAAUAUAUUCAGUCCUCAGUUGAUGCCCUGACACUACUGCCAGGUUUUACCAGCUCUUGGUGUGAACCUUACUCCAGGGUGUCGUACCAAAUGAUGUCAGCACUAAAGUGAUCUUAGCGCUAAGGUGAUCAUAACUCCCAUACCUUAACAUAGACUUAUGACUGUCGUAGCGCUAAGGUUGUUUUGUAGGACUUUCUACACAUGACUGAUGUGUGUGUCAAGUGAAAACAACAACAAAAACUGUGAUAAGUCUUUGAUGUAUAUCAUUGUCAUUAGGUACCAGUGCAGGUGUUGAUGUGCACAAUUGUCAUUAGGAGUCAAUACAGCUGUUGAUGUACACAAUUGUCAUCAGGAGUCAAUACAGGUGUUGAUGUACACAAUUGUCAUCAGGUGUCAAUACAGGUGUUGAUGUGUAUAAAUGUCAUCAAGUGUCAAUACAGGUGUUCAUGUGUACAAUUGUCAUCAAGUGUCAAUACAGGUGUUGAUGUGUACAAUUGUCAUCAGGUGUCAAUACAGGUGUUGAUGUGUACAAUUGUCAUCAGGUGUCAAUACAGGUGUUGCUGUGUACAAUUGUCAUCAGGUGUCAAUACAGGUGUUGCUGUGUACAAUUGUCAUCAAGUGUCAAUACAGGUGUUGCUGUGUACAAUUGUCAUCAGGAGUCAAUACAGGUGUUGAUGUGUACAAUUGUCAUCAAGUGUCAAUACAGGUGUUGAUGUGUAUAAAUGUCAUCAAGUGUCAAUACAGGUGUUGAUGUGUAUAAAUGUCAUCAAGUGUCAAUACAGGUGUUGAUGUGUACAAUUGUCAUCAAGUGUCAAUACAGGUGUUGAUGUGUAUAAAUGUCAUCAAGUGUCAAUACAGGUGUUGAUGUGUACAAUUGUCAUCAAGUGUCAAUACAGGUGUUGAUGUGUAUAAAUGUCAUCAGAUUUCAUAGCAUGCAUGGGUAUUGUUACAGCUGAAUGAAUGAAUAUGAGCAGUGUUUUUGUGCCCGUUUAUUCAUCUUCCCGACAAGGAAGUUAACUGACUUUAAAAGUCAUGUUUUCGACCUUGCCGAACUAGGCUAGAUUUCCGUGGCUCAAUCGUAGUGUCACAAGUGGCAAUAACGAGUUAUGUCCGUCCUAUUGACAAAUCAGAUUCCAUCUAUCCUAUUACUUGCGUUUGAUUCAAACAAAAUGGCGGUGCCCAGUCAAGGUCUGAUCGAUAAUAAAGAUCUAUGUUGUUAUAAAACGUGUCUUACCUCGCAAAAUGCAUCAAAUUACAAGAGCACCUUGAUUUAAAACAUAAAAAGGUUUGGAAAAUAUCUUUGGACGUUCAGUGGACAGAUACAAAUGCUUUGCAAAUCUUGCAAUUGACCUAAAUCUGCACGGAAGUUUACGAACCAGAUGUUUAUUUCGUUACAUGAUUUUGAUUGGACUAUGUAUAGGCUUGUUACCUAGUUUGGCAUGUGUAGAGACUGGACUUUUAUAGUCAGUUAACUCCCUCGCGUCAGGAAGAUGCCAUUUAUUUGGUUAAUAUAUAUAUUUAUAAGACCUUGUUAGAUACUUUGUUUACAAAACGAGUGGACUUUCAUAAAACUGACAGUUUAGAAAUGCUUCAUCAGUCAACUUUUUGAAAAUUAAAUGUGGUGCAAAAUCAAAAUGAAGCCUCUUGCAAGUCUAUCUUUAUAGAUUGACCUGGUUACUGCUGUUUUCUUAUGCUGAAGCAAUGUACAGAGGUAGACUUGAGAGAGUUGCCUUCUUGUAGCACAGUGAUAUAUGUGUGUGUGACAUGAGGACUUUUAUGUGGAUGAUUGUGGCAAUAAAGAUUUAUCUUCAAA
Molecule: messenger RNA, 5065 nt
Organism: Haliotis rufescens (red abalone)
Lineage: Eukaryota; Metazoa; Mollusca; Gastropoda; Lepetellida; Haliotidae
Product: beta-1,4-galactosyltransferase 3-like
Exons: 8
Coding region: 294-1334 (346 amino acids)
Biological process (GO): carbohydrate metabolic process; glycosphingolipid biosynthetic process
Molecular function (GO): N-acetyl-beta-glucosaminyl-derivative 4-beta-N-acetylgalactosaminyltransferase activity
Source: RefSeq, a predicted model, not a curated record